This is a messenger RNA of Rhipicephalus microplus (southern cattle tick), 3906 nucleotides long. It is a transcript of the gene kdn, whose product is annotated as citrate synthase. The record is from RefSeq and is a predicted model, not a curated record. Gene Ontology annotation, biological process: citrate metabolic process; carbohydrate metabolic process; tricarboxylic acid cycle. NCBI's taxonomy places the organism in Eukaryota, Metazoa, Arthropoda, Arachnida, Ixodida, Ixodidae. Gene Ontology annotation, cellular component: mitochondrial matrix.
GACCAAUGCUGCAAAGCGAACAAGAACAAUUGACGCAACUUUAUGACCAAGUGGUUGGUAUUCGGAAAGUUGUGCGCUGAAGUCAAAGCUUUCGCGUACGUCGCGCCUCGCAUUUUCGACGUAGCCAAUUCCUUUUCCCGUCGUGGGCUUCCGAGGGUUGCAGCCGGCGAGUUUGGACGGUGCCUGCCAGCUUUAAAACUCGUGCACCCCGGGCUUGCAUCGUGUUGGAACUUUCGUCGACAUGGCCCUCUUUCGGUUACUCCCCAGCCGCACCGUCAUUCAAACUCAGAAAUGCCUCCCAGCACUCUCUGUGUUCUCCAGGAAUAUCUCGGCAGACUCAACGGACCUGAAAGGCCUGAUGGCCAACAAGAUCAAGACAUUCCAGUCUCAGGUCAAGGAGUUCCGGCAGAAAUGCGGCAGCCAGGUCAUCGGAGAGGUCACCAUUGACAUGGUCUACGGUGGCAUGCGAGGCAUCAAGGGCUUGGUGACGGAGACGUCCCACCUGGACCCCGAGGAGGGUAUUGCCUUCCGCGACUACUCGAUCCCACAGAUCCGCAAGCUGCUGCCCAAGGUGCCUGGCGGUGAAGAGCCCCUUCCCGAGGGCCUCUUCUGGCUCCUUCUCACUGGUGAUAUCCCCACACCCGAGCAGGUGAAGUGGGUGUCCAAGACAUGGGCUCAGCAGGCGGACCUUCCCUCGCACGUAGUCACCAUGCUGAACAACUUCCCCUCGCACGUGCACCCCAUGUCCCAGCUGAGCUGCGCCAUCACCGCCUGCAACACCGAGAGCAAGUUUGUGCAGGCUUACAACAAGGGCGUGCCCAAGGCUACCUACUGGGAGCACGCAUUUGACGACACCAUGGCGCUUCUGGCGAAGCUGCCACCAAUUGCGGCCACCAUCUACCGCAACUUGUUCCGUGACGGCAGCAGCAUCGGUGCCAUCGACGUGUCCAAGGACUGGUCGGCCAACUUCACUGCCAUGCUGGGUUACGAUGACCCCAACUUCACCGAGCUGAUGCGCCUCUACCUGACCAUUCACAGUGACCAUGAAGGCGGCAACGUGAGCGCGCACACGACCCACCUUGUGGGCAGCGCCCUAUCCGACCCGUAUCUCUCUCUGGCUGCCGGCAUGAACGGUCUGGCCGGACCUUUGCACGGCCUUGCCAACCAGGAGGUACUGGUGUGGCUGACCAAACUGCAGAAGGAGCUCGGUGGUGAAGUGAGCGAUGAGCAGUUGAAGGAGUUUGUCUGGAAGACCCUCAAGUCUGGACAGGUUGUGCCCGGUUAUGGCCACGCCGUCCUGCGCAAGACAGAUCCGCGCUACACGUGCCAGCGGGAGUUUGCGCUCAAGCACCUGCCGAACGACCCGAUGUUCAAGCUGGUCUCUCAGAUCUACACCGUGGUGCCUCCCAUUCUGCUCGAGCUGGGCAAGGUCAAGAACCCAUGGCCCAACGUAGAUGCACACUCCGGUGUCCUCCUGCAGUACUACGGCAUGAAGGAGAUGUCCUACUACACUGUUCUCUUUGGUGUGUCGCGUGCCCUGGGCGUCCUCUCAUCACUGAUCUGGGACCGUGCUUUGGGGCUGCCUAUCGAGCGACCAAAGUCCCUCACCACCGAGGGUCUCAUGAAGCUGGUCGGAUACAAAUGAACACGAAGCGACGAGGAAACAGCCUUCCACCGUUUUGCUCCCCCCGUCUCCUCCGCCUCCCUAGUGGCAUUGCCAUCCCAUCACCAUGCACCACUGUACUACAACGACUGUGCAUGUUCAUUGCUGUUUUGCGCGUCUUUACCCGCAGCUUUUCUCCGAACAUUUCCUUCACUGUUCUUUAGCGGCCUGUUCAUUUUCCCUCCAGCACUGUCUUUUGUCUGCUGCUUCGUUUUCAUUUUUGUUUGUUUUGUUGAAGAUGCAGAACUUGCGCUAGCGCCGAUCCACCUCAUUGCAACACCUUUGCAGUGUUGACACGAGUGCAAGCGACAAUCUUUGUCAACAUAAUAGUCCUUGCUGAACUGCGACGGGCGAAGUCGGUCUCUCGAGCGGGAGUUCUGGUGCAUUUAGCAAUGUGAGGGCAAACGACCUGCUUCAAACUUGCCCUGUUUUGCAAGGCUUUUUUGAUGACGCUAAAUUACUGAAGUUCAUUAUUAAGAAAUACCGCCAGUAUAUGUCUCUAUGUUAACUAUUCAUAAAUUAGAGAAGUUUGCACAUGCAUCAUGGCAGUGGUGCCUGUUGACGCGUAUAUUUCACAGUAUGAUGGUUCAUGUUGAUAGACUAGUUCGACCUCGGCCCACAAUGGAAUUCUGUACAGUAUUGAUUGUUUUCCUUCCUUUAUCGAAAAGUUAGUUGUUGCCCUUUUCUUUAAUGAUUUUCUGGGAGUCCUGAAGCAUGAGUCUACCCAUCUAUUGUAGCAAUACUUUGGUGGAGUUGAACUUCUCGUAGUGUUUGUAUGUUCGACCUCUUGAGUCAGAAUGAUUGAUACUUUAUUUUUUUUUCUCUGGAAAGCAACAAAAGAUACCAGUAUCGUGUUAAUAAUGAAUUGUGUGGCCUUCUAUGUUUGUUUUUCUUUCUGUGGUUUUGCCAUUGUGCACAGUGAUAAUACUACAUGAAACCCUUGCACGUGCCUCUCCAUGUAAACAAUGGUUGAAACCAAACGUCGUGGCAGCUGGUGACACUCUGGCAGCCAACAUAGUUGCAUGCUGCACAUUUUUGCAAUGAUGAUGUUUCUGGCAGAUGAUUUCACCUCGGCCACACUCGAGAGACGGCCUCUGAGCCACGCGUUUCUUUUUCUUCCCCUCCUCACAAUGUACUAUCUUCAACAUCACAACAUUGUUGCGAGUGUGUGUGUGUAUGUGUGUGCGUGUGUGAACGUGUCAGCAGGUUGCAGUGGUGUCGAAUGGUCAUUGUACUUUAAUCUGCCUGUGUUCUUUCGCAUGAUUUGCUUUCUUCUGGUGGACCUACACUUCAUAGCCGAUGCAAAUCGUCGAAUGCGACUGGCCACGUGCCAUUGUCAGGUGUGCACAUCGUCCGGCGCAUGUUGCAUCGUCUUCUUCGAGCCAAGGGCAGGGCAGAACUUCCAUGAACCGUUCACCUGUCCUUCUUAACAUUGUCGUGCUAGCAGCAAUUCGUGGCCCUUUUUCUUCCUGCUCAAGGGCAGCAGGAUUUUUUUUUUUUUUUUUGCUUUUCAUAAGUACGUACUACAUGCAACUAUGUAAUAGGCGUUGGAGUCUCUCUUGUCACGGGUGGAAAGAUGGGCAUGUUGUUUCCUUUUUCUUGAGCAUAUUGAUCUGUUCCCGAAGACCCAACAUCCAGUGUUGUACUUGUGUAGAGUCCCUUGAAAUCGGCUUGCGAAAACGAGCUGGAAGUUGGGUCUUCCGGUUGAGCAGCUUUUCGUGACACUGCCAGAGGAGUUUGAGGGUCCCAGUGAUUUGUGUGAUGUAUGCGCUCCAGCCCUCUCGUUUAGUGCUGUGGUUGAAAGCACAUGCCGUAUCCCUUGUGUGAAAUAGUGGCAGCCAUUUUGGCAAAGCCCUUCUCGUCGACUGUCACGCCUGGCUGCCAAAUGUUAUUUUUAGAGGCAGUGUAUGUUAUGGCUAAAAAAACUAUGUUAUAUACAGUUGUGAGUGUUUUAACUUAUUUGUAAGCGGUCUAGAUCCUUUUCUUUCCUGUUGCGACACUUCGCCUUUGGAGAUGUGGGAUAAUAGGUUUUUUUUUUGUAUGGUUGUGUAUUCACAUGCAUAGUAUAAAUAGCCCAGCCCUGAAAAUGAGCCAGCAAUACUACCAAGCAAUGAAAGUUAACAAUAGUAGGCCCUCUUAUAAGAGAGCAUAAAACACUGUAAUUAGAAGAAUGCCGUGUAAAUGGAAAGUGAUGCAGUCUAUUCCAUUCAGUGUGAUAUCUGGAAAUAAAUGGUACAGAUAAA